Pistacia vera is the source of this 737-nucleotide messenger RNA. RefSeq names its product calcium-binding protein CML24-like. The record is from RefSeq and is a predicted model, not a curated record. NCBI's taxonomy places the organism in Eukaryota, Viridiplantae, Streptophyta, Magnoliopsida, Sapindales, Anacardiaceae. Gene Ontology annotation, molecular function: calcium ion binding. The transcript is spliced from 2 exons. Bases 81 to 542 code for a protein of 153 amino acids.
AAACUCCACGAAUUCGAAAAGAAAACAUAAACAACAAAAGAAUUAAGAAGUUUUAAAACUAAAACUUCUCUUCCUCAAGGAUGGCGAGAAGUAAAGAUGCGACUUCUUUGGGUUCAGUGGACGAAGUUCGCAAAGUGUUCAACAAGUUCGACAAGAACGGCGACGGAAGAAUCUCCACCGACGAACUCAAGGACAUCCUCCGUGCGCUUGGAUCCAAGACUUCGCCGGAGGAGGUCCAACGCGUAAUGCAAGAGAUUGAUAAGGAUGGCGAUGGCUACAUUGAUUUCGACGAGUUCGUUGAGUUUCAUAGCGGCGGAGCCUCGGCCGGCGGCGACGGUUCGAAGGAGUUGAAGGACGCCUUUGAUCUAUUUGAUGUUGACAAGAACGGUUUGAUAUCAGUCGGUGAGUUGCAUUCGGUGUUGAAGAAACUUGGAGAAAAGUGUUCGAUGAGUGAUUGCACUAAGAUGAUUAAACAGGUGGAUGCCGACGGUGAUGGCCAUGUUAACUUUGAGGAGUUUAAGAAGAUGAUGACUCGCGCCUAAUAGCCAAACGCACGAAGUCUGAGCCCUGGGGCAUCGUUCUUGGUCCAUGGUCUCUUAUUCUUAAUUGAUGGAGAUUUCUUGUUGCAAAGGAAAAUGUCAAUGUCAAAUGCUUUGGUUGGUAUCAGUGAUUGUAACUGAUGUUAUAUCAUCCCCUGUAAAACGUUUUCUAUAGUAUCCGUAUCCUGGAUUUUCUUA